Molecule: messenger RNA, 4631 nt
Organism: Eupeodes corollae
Lineage: Eukaryota; Metazoa; Arthropoda; Insecta; Diptera; Syrphidae
Gene: Ptp61F
Product: tyrosine-protein phosphatase non-receptor type 61F
Exons: 7
Coding region: 481-2115 (544 amino acids)
Biological process (GO): protein dephosphorylation
Molecular function (GO): protein tyrosine phosphatase activity
Source: RefSeq, a predicted model, not a curated record
GACAGCCGAGCUUCAGUUCACUGGACAGUGGUAUUUUUUUUGUAUUUGGGAUUUGACUUCAUUUUUUUUCGCAAGAUGCAAAUACGAGCGUUUUAUAAUUAAAAACACUCAUCGCAAUCGUUUUCCCUUCAUAAAUCAAAAACAAACUAAAGUGACUGUGUCUCUGCAAACUCCCCAUCAUCGUUUUAUCAAAUUUCAAUCAAAAGUAAUUUGAUUAAAUUACAAAAUUAAAGUGGAAAAAAAGAAAACCAAAUAAAAAAAAGCAAAGAAAAGAAUAAAAAUUGGAAAAGAAAAAUUGUGUUCCUUACUCCCUCUAUACACGGUGAAAAAAUAGUGUCGUUUGUGUUUGGUGUGUGAUAUUAUAUUUUUGUUGGGUUUUUUUUUUCUUUUACUUAUUUUGGAUUUUCAAUUUGGUAUUUGUUCUUUUUUGGAAAGAAAACACAAAAUUUAGUGUGUGAAAAAGCUGAAAAUUCAAUAAAGAUGAGUUCCACGAACAGCAAUUGCAGCAACAGCAACAGCACCAGCAAAAGCAGCAGCAACAGCAUCAUCGAAGCCGAAUACAAUGAAAUUGAGUCAAAAGGCCAAAAUGCCUGGCGCAUGACUUACCAGCAUAUACGAGAAAAAAGUGAGAAAGAAGCAAAAGAGAAACAUUUCUAUACAAGUGAAUCGGAAAAGUCUCAAAAUCGUUGUCUCAACAGAUACCGAGAUGUAAAUCCCUAUGAUCACUCCAGAAUUGUUCUUCACAGAGGAAAAGUUGAUUAUAUAAAUGCAAAUUUAGUUAAGCUGGAAAGAGCAGAUCGUAAAUAUAUUUUGACACAGGGUCCACUUGGUGAUACUGUUGGUCAUUUUUGGCUUAUGAUAUGGGAGCAAAAAACAAAAGCAAUACUUAUGUUAAAUAAGCUAUUGGAAAAUAAACAAAUAAAAUGUCAUCAGUAUUGGCCUGAUAAAAGAGGCGCUGACAACGCUAUGAAAUUAAUGGAAGUUGGCCUUGCCGUUGAGUAUUUAAGAUGUGAAGAGUACAAAAACUUUUCCCGCCGAUGGUUUAGACUGACAGAUUUAGAAUCUAUGCAAAGCCGUGAGAUUAUUCAAUUCCAUUAUACGAAUUGGCCUGAUUUUGGUAUUCCAAGUUCACCUGUUGCUUUUUUGCAAUUCUUAAAACAAGUAAGAGAUUCAGGGGCUUUAGACCCGGAUGUUGGACCAGCUGUUGUGCAUUGUAGCGCUGGUAUUGGACGUUCUGGAACGUUUUGUCUAGUGGAUUGCUGCUUGGUUUUGAUUGAUAAAGAAGGUGAAGAUAAAGUAUCUGUACGAGAUGUUUUAUUUGAGAUGCGAAGAUAUCGCAUGGGAUUGAUUCAAACAGCUGAUCAAUUGUAUUUUUCAUAUCAAGCAAUUAUUGAAGGCGUGAAGCUUCUUAAAGAUCCGAGCUUUUUUGACUACGAUGAAAUACCACGUAUACCAAUGGAUGAACCUUUGGACGAAACCCCACCGCCUCUGCCGCGCCGUACAGAUUCAUUGUCAGUUGGUAAUGGCUGCGCUGGAAAUAUGAAUAAAAAACCAGCACCACCAAUACCUAAUAAUGAAAAUAGCAUCAAAAACAAAGACGCUACAAAUGCCGAUAAGAAUUCAUCGGAUUCCACAAACAAAACAGAUAAAUUAUCAACACCAACAUCAAAUACUAUCGAUCAUCGACCACUACCACCGAUACCAACACAACAAAAAUCCCUUGAUGAUUGCGGGUCCCAAAGUGACGAUGAAAAUGAAAUCUCCGAAAUCGAUGAAAAUGAUAGUGACAUGGACAAUGAUAAUGAUGAUAUUGAAAAAUCAUCAAAUGACAACAAACAUUCAACGACGAAUCAAAUAGAUGACAACAAUCAACAGACAGCGAAAUCAAAUGGUAUUGAUAUGAGCAGUCCUAGCAUUGAUGUCGAAGUCAGACGCCGGAAACGAGCUGAGCGACAGGCGAAUAUUGAGCAGAAAGUCAAUGAUAUCAAAAGAAAGCAACGCGAGGUCGAGGAAAGCGAAGAGACGGCGAAAAAACGAAGGUCAUUAGUUAAAUAUAUAGCCGCAGGCGUCAUAGUCGGUGUGCUUUGUGUGUAUGCUUAUUCGAAAUUGGCAUAAAAGUCGCAGCAUUUAGUUUUUUAAUAAAUAUUGCGGCUUUUUUUUUAAUUUUCAUUUUUAUUGCCAAUUUUUUUUUUAUUUAAAGAAUAUAAUAAUUAAAUUAAUUUAUAUGAACUAAAUUAAUUUUAAUAUAAAACAAAAACAAAAACACAAACAAAAUCGGAAAACAUUACUUUUUAAAUAUUCCAAUUCUUUUCCCUCUAACUCUCUUUUGUUUCUUUUAUUUUUAUUUCUCUUCUCUUUUGCAACAAAUUAUAUCUAAAAAAAAUAAACAAUAGACUGAUUAAAAAAAACAAACAAAAAUAAGCAAAGUUAGAACAAAGAAUUAAAAAAAAAACAGCAUAGAGCGGAACUAUUAUUGAGUGUAGGUUCUCAUCUUUAAGCUUAAUGUACUAUAUUUCUAUUUAACUUAAAAAAAAAAAACUAAAAAAAAGGAAGAAAAACAAAAAACUCAUUUGUUAUUCGUACACAAAAUCAUUAAAUACAAAAAAGAUAUAUAAAUAUAUACAAAAAUAAACUAAAACUAAAAAUUAUAUCUUGAAUGGCAAUAUGAAAAAGCAUAUACAUAAAUGUGUAAGAAAAAAACUUAUGUUUCUACAAUUUGGUUGUUUCGCAGAACGAAGUUUUUAUUUUUUUAAUUUUAAUUAAAUUAUAAACGUUGUAUACGUAGAAUGAAUUUAUUAAUUGAAUAAUGUAUUAUUUUGAUGAUACAAGAAUAAAAGUAAGUUUUUUUUAUUCUUAUUUUUGUUAGAAAAUGGUAACUAAAACGAUUGUUGUGAUACAGAUUACAUUUCCUCUUUUUCUUUUAAUUGUUUUGUUAUUAUUGUGUCAUCUUACAAAGUUUUUAUUUUGCUUCAUGUAUUUUCACUAUUUUAAGAAGAACAAGUCGUUUUUUUUUGUGUAAGUGUUCAUGAGGCUAGGAUUAUUUUUUUUGUAUAUGUUGUACAUAUAUAAACAGAAGAAUGCCCUUGUAACUUUGACGAACCAUUGUUAUCAUAACUAUUUCGCUUAUCAAAACUAAUUUUUAAAAAAAUUGCAUAUUAGUUUUUAAUGACAAAUUUCUACUUCAUCAAUAAAAAUGGUUACAUCCGUUGCAAAAGGGUAAGGCAAGCCCUUACGUACGGUUUCAAACCUUUUGUUUACAACGUGAUCAUCGUGGUCAAAUUUAAACUCUAAAAUCAAAAAUUCCCUAAACCAUAUAUUGUUGCUAUCUUUAUAAAUAGAAAUAAAAACUGCCGAAACUUAAAGAUAUUUUAACAUUGUUUUUAUUAAAAUAUAAAUUACAUAUUCACAUGUAGGAAAGAAGUUGAGAUAUUAUUGAACGUGGACAAUACAUUUUCUUUUUCUAGUAAUAAAAAUGUACCGCAACAGGAUAUUUUGUUUCUUCAUCCAUUUCUUGUCAGCAAAAUUUUCUGAUAUAUGAGUUCGCUCAAAAGGUGAUCCUAUUUAAACUUAUGAGUAAAUCUCAAAACCUUGUAAUAAUUCUAUGAAAAACUGAAACCCAACAAGAGAAUAGUUAAAUGUUGUUAAGUAGUGCUCAGGUGUUUUGAAUUUCAAUGCAGAAUUCAAUAUUCCGUUUUUUUUUUUCAUUGAGAAAAGAUCACCAUCGUGCAUAAAAUAUUGACUAUGAGAUAUUCCAUAUUUUCAGAAAAAGAAAACAAAUAAGUCAAAGGUGAUCUGCAUAGUUUGAAUGUUUAAGGAAUUCUUAAAUGUUUCCAUUGUAUUUUGUGUUUCUUUACUUUGAAGUUUAAUCAUUUUUUCCUGAUGAAAAAGAAAAAAACGUGAAGAUAUAUUUGUAUUUUCUAGCAAGUUAAGAAAACUUCCCAAAAUAAUAUUUUAAUCCUUUCUUUUUGGAUUUGAAUGAUUGAAAUCUCUGGGUAAUUCUCCAAACAGUACUUUCAUUUUCAGAAAAACUGAAUUGCUUACAUAUUUCUUCAGUUUCUUAUGUGCCAAAUGAAAGCAUAUUUGAUGGUUGGAUGAGAAAUUUGGUUGCUUCUCUAUAUUUCUAUAGUAGUUUGAAAUGUGAUUUUAUUCUGAACAGAAGUUUGUAAAGAAAAACACAACCCGAGAAUGAAAUUGUUAGGGAUAUUUUUUCCUUGAUAUGAUUUGGCAUGCACUUUGAGUCAUCGAAGUAUAAGUAUUGAAAAAUAGAUAGAACAAAAAAGAAUCAGAAAAAAGUCAGCACUUACGUUAAUAAUGUAAAAAUGCAGUUACCCCCUAAAGAGAAUGAUGUAUUAAUUAGAAAAGCAUUACUUUUUUAUCGAGCAUAAAACAUAUAAACCCUGUAAUGAGUUUUCAAUAUUUUAAUAAAACCAGAUCUGUAAGUCUGAUUUGUAAAAUACAAUGUGCAAGAUCCUAUAUUUUUAACGUUUAGAAGAGUAAAUGUAUUUACAACAGUAAACAAUGAAAAAGAGAAGCUUUUAACAAUCAAACCAAGAAAUAAACAGCUCAUAUUUUGAUAACUUUCUUAUCAUUUCUUUUCAAAAUCUACAAACUUUCCUUUUAAAAAAAAACAA